Penaeus indicus is the source of this 5091-nucleotide messenger RNA. RefSeq names its product JNK-interacting protein 1-like (gene Aplip1). Gene Ontology annotation, molecular function: JUN kinase binding; MAP kinase scaffold activity. The record is from RefSeq and is a predicted model, not a curated record. The transcript has 8 exons. Lineage: Eukaryota; Metazoa; Arthropoda; Malacostraca; Decapoda; Penaeidae. Bases 57 to 1226 code for a protein of 389 amino acids. Gene Ontology annotation, biological process: regulation of JNK cascade; JNK cascade. Gene Ontology annotation, cellular component: cytoplasm.
ACGAGAGCGUGGACAGCAGCGAUGGCGACGCCGUCAACGAGUUCUUCCCGACCGACAUGAUGGCGGAGUUGGCGGAGGAGGAGGAGGACGAGGACGAGGAGGGCGGAGGCACCGCCACGCCCCCCGAGGACGACCUCGAGGGAGCCGUGCGCCCGCUCGCCUGGGACCAGCGGCCGGGCGAGAGGAAGCGGCGGAAGCUGCCCGAGAUUCCCAAGAACAAGAAAUCGUUCAGCACGGCGAGCAUCCUGGCCCUGCGGACGCCCAACCUGGCGGAGGAGCUGCAGGAGGCCGAGUCAGGCGUCGCCUCCAGGAGCUCCACGCCCGACGCCCUCACGCUCAUCAACAAUCACUCCAGGCCCAUCCUCGUCCUCAAGUGCCACUCCUAUAUCAGAGAUGACAGCAGUAGCCCAGACUCCGAACUCCGACUCCCGAUUAACACUGACAUCGACUCCGGAAACUCGACCCAGCACUCUCCCGAUGGCGCCAAGUCCAUGUCACCGCAGGCCACCGUUAAUGGUUCCCUCUCCCCGAUGUCCCCCGCAUCAGGAGGCAUUCCCUUCCCCCAGCUGGAGCUCCUGGAGGCCACGCACCGGGGGCUCUACCGCUUCAUCCCGAGGCAUCAUGACGAGGUGGAGAUCGAGAUCGGAGACCCUAUCUACGUGCAGAAGGAGGCGGAUGACCUCUGGUGUGAAGGAGUGAACCUACGAACAGGUCGACAGGGAAUCUUCCCAGCUGCCCACGUGACCGAUGUGGACUACUCGGACUUCGACCCCACAGUACCCAAGGUCAAGAAGGAGAGGUACCUUCUGAACUACCUUGGCUCCAUAGAGACACUUUGUCACAAGGGCAACCAGGUGUUGUGCCAGGCAGUGAGGAAGAUUGCAGGAGACAAGGGGUCGGCACAGCAUCCUCAUCCUUGCAUUCUCGAGGUGUCAGAUCAGGGCAUAAGGAUGGUCGACAAGAGCAAACCAGCUCCUAAUCAUGUCCCCUGCCACGACUACUUCUACCACCUGAAGCACGUCUCCUUCUGCGCCUUCCACCCUAAGGACCAUCGUUACUUUGGUUUCAUUACCAAACACCCAACCAUUCAGCGCUUUGCUUGCCAUGUCUUCAGGAGCAACACAAGCACGAGGCCAGUCGCAGAAGCAGUAGGACGAGCAUUCCAAAGAUUUUACCAGAAGUUCAUCGAGACCGCCUACCCGAUUGAAGACAUCUACUUAGAAUGACUCAAAGAAGAAGUAGACAGCUGCAGCAAGAAAAAGGACACAUGACAACACAGUAUAUUUUUAAACAAAAGGGAAAAUUUUAAGUUCAUAUGGAUUAAAUUCAACUACUGAUUGACAUAUUUUCAUUCUUGGUGUAUGAUGAUUAAGUACUUGUAUGUUCAUGUUUUUGAAUAGAUGUGUGUCUGCAUAUGAAGAUGCAUAAUAGAAUAUAUGGUUAUAAAAAGAGAGAGAAAGGGAGAGAGAGAGAGAAAAAAAAGGGACUGGGGCACAUUCCAUUCCAUUAUUUUAAUAUGGUAGUUACUUUGACAGCUAAUUUGGAAAAGAAAAAAAAUUCUUGCUGGUCAGAACUACAUGAGUAGAUAUAUAUUUAAUAUGUUUAUUAAAGAAGCACACAAGUGUAGCAUUUCUACAUAUUAUAAUGUUUUAUGUGGUGUGUUACACUAUGCAUAAAAAAGAGUGCCCAUCCUUAUCUAAAAAAUUUUGACUGCCGUUGCACAUGCAAUCAAGUACAUGAUGAUUUGCACCAUGGAGAGUAUGUCAAGAGUAUUUGCUAGUUACUUUUCACGAAUAUAGAAUCAUAUCACAGAUAUAUUUUUCUUUCCAAAUGUCUUAGUUUUAUGGUUUUAUUUUUACACAUGAAGGAGUGAGUGUGGCUCACAGUGCCAAAAAAUAGAAGUUGUGAGUAAUUUCUUUUAUAUUUACUCACAGAAUGUAGGUUUCUGAAGCUGUCUGCUGUCUUUUUGAAAUCCACGAAGAUGUUACUUUCAAUUAAGAGAAGAGUUAUCAUCUUUUUGCAAACAAAAAAAGGAGAGGAAGGAGUUUAUUGCAUCAAAGCACAGAUACAAAGUUAUGAUAGUGUAAUGACAAUAUUUACAUUAUGGAGUUCAUUAUCAUCCUGGAAAUGUGAAACCUGUAGCAUUACCGAUAAUGUACGACAUACAAGAAUAGCUGUAAUAUGAAAAUUAAUCCAGGAGGAAAGUAAUAACUUCUUUCUGGUAAUAUGAAACAAACGUAAUAAUUAAGCUUGUAAUAAUUUUCAUUGCAGCCAUUCUUGUCGAAAGAAAACGGUGUAACCAGGCAUGUAUAUAUGUAACGUAUAAUUAAUGUCAUCACUCUGAAAAUCAGUGAGGCAUAUUUUUUUUUCUUAUUCCGAAAACUGUGCUUUAUUUAUUCAUUUACAAAAAUACUUAUACGAGACUCAUAUCUCCCUCCUUCGCUGUAACUCAAAAGUGCUGCUCUCUUGAUGAUAUUUUUCUCUUAAAUACUAACAAAAAAAAAAAAAAAAUUCAAGGUACUCUCAAUUUUAGAGGAAUGUACCAGAAAAUGUGACGGUUGCUGAUGAUAAUAUUCCAAAUAGCAAAUAAAAAAGGAGAAAAAUUCAGGAAGGAGAGAGAGAGAGUCCCCAUACGUGUGUGUCGUCUACAUCAUUAUCACACAGCUGGUCGACCUCAGGCAAAACGCGUUCUGUCGUGUUCCUCUCGGCGGGGAACAGCAUCAGCAUGACAAUGUGUGCAGCAUCAUUUCAUUCUCUGAUCCCAGUGAGAGUGAAAAGAAAGUUGUUCUAUACUUUUACCUUUGAAUCUCCCACCUACAGCAAAUGGAAAUAGUUUUCAAAGCGAAUUUGUAAACUAUAAAGGGAGGAAAAGAAGAAGAGAAAAAAAUGAAAUUACAUGCAUGAAAACAUAUGAAAUUUGUCAGUGUGAUGUAUCUUUAAUUGCUGUAGGUUAAUCAUUGUAAUAGUCCAAAUUUACACUUGAUUUUACGCAAAUCUGGCGAACAUACACAUGGGCAUUUUGAUCUUUUACAGAAAAUUAGAUAUGUGAAAAGAGCUUUAGAUUCUUAUUUCUAUUUUUUUCUCCCCUUUUCAUAAUCAUAGUGAUUAGUAGGUGUAUCUGAUCACUCUAGCCCUUCUCAUUCCCAGACUUGUUCAUUAUUCAUCAACCUUGUAAAAUAAAAUCCUUCUAAACUUUGCCUUUACCUUCCAUACGGUACUUUUCAUAUGUAUAUAUGUAAAUUCCAUUUACUGUAAUGUAAUUUAAGAUUUGGCUCUUUUCAGCAAAAAGAAAGGUAUUUUAGGAGCAGUAAAACAGUUGUACAGUAUACCUGUACUUUUCUGAAAGUGUCAUAGAAUCCUUUUUCUAAGAAAAAAUAAUCAUCCAAAUAUUUAUAUUUCUUUUGUUAUAAAUUAGAAUGUUUUUUGUCUUGUAAUCCUGUACAAUAUGAGUGUCCUUGAAUAGUGAACAGCUGCGAGUCCGAGUCUGAUAUGAUAUAUGAAACAUUGAUUUUUUCUCUCUCUUUUUUGGGUCUAUUUUGGCCCCAACACUGGAAUACUGUUAAAAUGUACAUUAUGGUAUUUCGGAAAUCCAAAUUGCAUGAGACUGAAAAAAAGAUGAAAAAUGUAGUUACAUUUAUAAAAAUCUUUUGAAUUUCAUAAAUGCUUUACAGUGUAUGAAAAAAAGGUGGUAUUGUUUAUGAUCGAGCAAAAGGACAAGUAUAUCAAUCCCAUUCGUAUUCAUAUAUACGGGUGAUUUGGACAGUGUCAGACAUAGGCAUUGCAACAGGCACCAAAUUGACAAUAAAUAAAAAUAUAAAAAUGUAAAAAAAAAAAAGCCAUUUUGGUGGUAUGGCUAUGUAAUUAGGCUUUUGAUUAGAACCAGAAUUGCUCAUUCACCAGUACUCUAAAUAAUGUUUAAGUGCACUAAAAAAAAGAAAAAAAAAAGUCUGUCAGCCAUGUUGAAGAGAGCCUGCCUCCCAUGCUUCUCACAUGUAAAUGUAUCAGUGAUAAUAAACACUGAUUUCUACAAAGACUGGCAAUGGCACAGUUAGUCCUUUGGAGUUCUAUGGUUAAGCACUCCUGACUGGUUGAUUUUAUGGAAUUUAUCACUUUAUUAAAUAAGAAAAAAAUAAUAAUCCUAUGUUAAAAAAGAUAAUCUUAUCUGUUGCAUAAUAAUUCUAUAGUAAUUUUUAACAUGUCUUACUUUCUAGCUCAGUACUUUCAUGUCUCAAUGUAAUUCAAAACAGCCAGUCAGGUCCCUUUGACGUAUGGGCACCUAACCGACACCGCCUUUGCCAGACUAGUAGCAUAAUUUCCUUGUUACUAUCAGAUGCUUCUUUGUAAUAUUGGAAAUACACUUAAAAAAAAAAAAACAGGAUUGUUGUGCGUGAUAAUUUUUAUUUACAAGUUAUGUAUGUCAUUGAAGAAGUAAUGAGCAACUGUUUAUUUUUCUUUUUUCUUUUCUUUUUUUUAAAUCGGUUCAUUCUUGUGUGUAAAAAAGAAAAAAAAAAACUUUUCUCCUACUAAGAUUAUUUCCUUUCAUGUUUCUUUAAUCACCUAUGGAGGAAUAAUAUAAUGUUAGGUAAAUAAACAUAAUUAUCCUAUUCUCAAUUCAGAUUCUCUGUGAGAUAUCUGAGACAAUUCAAAGGCCGCACCAGUUUCCAGGCGAGUGGAGAUGUCAAUGGAGAGAGACUGUUGCCAGUCACUUAAGGUAUCUAACCUCAUGUAGUGUCUAUUAACUGUCAUCUGUGUUUAUGAUUAUGACAAAAAUAAAAAAAAAUCACUGUAAAGAAAGGUCAUGCACAAAGAUAAAGUUUUGGCAUACUUUCAUAGUCUGUAUAGUAUGUUACUUCCUGUAUGGUAUAAACUUAAAAAUAAUAAAGGAAUAUCAUAUAUUGAUCACAUAUUAUCAUGUAGUACUUCUCAUUGGUGAUAUAGCGACAGUAUAGAAAAGAAAAAAAAAUGUAUUGCUUUCAUAUCAAGAAAGAAAAUGAUGUACAAUGAACUAAAUGGUGAAUUUUUUUUUAGAAAGGAAAGAAAAAAGAAGACACAUCAGUUCAGCUAUUUCUUUUUUUAUUAAUUAGACAUAUA